AUGAGCAGUUGGAGAACAGAUCAGACGUUUGAUGAUGUAUUGGCGUAUGUAAAGACAGUGAAAUUUAUGUUCGAAGAUAAGAUUGAAAAGUUUGACGAAUUUGUGAGACUCAUACGUGAUUAUGAGGCCAGAAGAAUUAAUAUAGAAGCUGUGAAAGAAGGAGCGAUAGAGUUGUUUAAAGAGCACAAAGAUUUACUUUCAAGAUUCAAUAUCUUCUUGCCAGGAAACGAAAUCCCAAUUCCAUUGGAUGAUGAACAACAAGUUGCUGAUGAUGCAUUAGCUGUCAAAGAUGAACAACAAGGUGGUGACGAUGCAUUAGCAGACAAGGAUGAAAAGAAAGAUGAUGAAAAUCAAGGUGAUGGCGAUGCAUUAGUAGCAGUCAAAGAUUAUCAGAAAAAUGAUGAACAACAAGGUAAUGACGAUGAAUUAGCAGUUAAAACUGAUGAACAUCAAGGUGAUGGCGAUGCAUUAGCAGUCAGUGAUGAUGAUGAAUUUGCGGCCGAAGAUGAACAAAAGGAUGAUGAACAACAAGGUGACGGCGAUGCAUUAUUAGCAGUCAGUGAUGAACAACAGAAAGAUGAUGAACAACAAGGUGAUGAUGAUGCAUUAACAGACAUAGACUAUGAACAACAAAUAUAUGAUGCAUUAGCAGCCUUAGAUGAUGAACAAGAAAGUGAUGAUGAUGCAUUUGCGGCCAAAGAUGAACAAAAGGAUGACGAACAACAAGGUGAUCACGAUGCAUUAUUAGCAACCAAAGAUGAAGAGAAAGAUGAACAACAGGGUGAUGAUGAUGCAUCAAUGGUCGAAGAUGAACAACAAGGCGAUGGUGAUGCAUUAGAAGUCAAAGAAGAUGAACAUCAAGGUGAUGGCGAUGCAUUUGCGGCCAAAGAUGAUGAUGAACUUCAAGGUGAUGACGAGGCAUUAGCAGUCAAAGAUGAUCAGAAAAAGGAUGAACAUCAAGGUGAUGAUGAUCCAUUAGCUGCCAAAGAUGAACAUAAAGAUGAUGAAUAA
Molecule: messenger RNA, 1011 nt
Organism: Vicia faba (fava bean)
Lineage: Eukaryota; Viridiplantae; Streptophyta; Magnoliopsida; Fabales; Fabaceae
Source: the annotation of a GenBank genome assembly